Molecule: messenger RNA, 970 nt
Organism: Phacochoerus africanus (Common warthog)
Lineage: Eukaryota; Metazoa; Chordata; Mammalia; Artiodactyla; Suidae
Gene: TMEM37
Product: transmembrane protein 37
Exons: 2
Coding region: 419-826 (135 amino acids)
Cellular component (GO): membrane
Molecular function (GO): calcium channel activity; voltage-gated monoatomic ion channel activity
Source: RefSeq, a predicted model, not a curated record
UGGAAGCCAACUGGGAGCCCGAACCCCAGCACUCUUCCUGCGCGAGGUCUCGUCGCGGCCCUGCAAGUACCCGGGGCUCCCUAACUUCUUGGGGAGAAUUGUUCUGCUUCUCUGUGGGGUCCGUCGUGUCCGUCCGUUAGGUUCACCAGAGGGGUCCGUUUUAGGAAAGAAGGCCCAGAGGCUGCUGGCCCAAAGGAGGCCUCAUCAGUCCUUCUUUGAGUCCUUUAUCCGGACCCUCAUCAUCCUGUGUGCCUCCCUGGCUGUGAUCCUCUCCUCCAUCUCCAUCUGCGAUGGCCACUGGCUCCUGGCCGAGGACCGCCUCUUCGGGCUGUGGCAAUUCUGCACGACCUCCAACCAGACUGCCCCACACUGCGUCAGAGACUUGAGUCAGGCCCACGUGCCUGAGCUGGCCUGGGGCAUGGUCCUGGCCCGCAGCAUGGCCACCUUGGCCGUGGUGGUCGCCAUCUUUGGCCUGGAGUUCCUCAUGGUGUCCCAGGUGUGUGAGGACCUCCACUCACGGCACAAGUGGGCCAUGGGCUCCAUCCUCCUCCUCGUCUCUUUCGUCCUCUCCUUCGGGGGUCUCCUGAGCUUCCUGAUCCUUCUCAGGAACCAGGUCAGGCUCAUCGGCUUCACCCUGAUGUUCUGGAGUGAGUUCACAGCCUCCUUCCUCUUAUUCCUCAAUGCCAUCAGUGGCCUCCACAUCAACAGCCUCACCCAUAUCAACAGCCUCACCCAUUCCUGGGGCCAGCCUAUGAAAUUCAGGCUUCCUUCUGAGGACCUCAAAUUCUACCAGAAAGUGUCAUCAAGUGACUCUUCCAACCUAUGACCUUGAAUCUGCCACCUCUUAGCCCUAGGCCCUUUGCAGCUGGUCUGAAGCCCAGAGGCCAGUGGGUGCCUCAGUGCCACCAGCUGUACUGUUUUAGCCAAGUUAUUAGGAUGUUGAUUUUACAAGAAGAAAUUUUAAAACCUU